Molecule: messenger RNA, 1006 nt
Organism: Hevea brasiliensis (rubber tree)
Lineage: Eukaryota; Viridiplantae; Streptophyta; Magnoliopsida; Malpighiales; Euphorbiaceae
Product: GDSL esterase/lipase At3g48460-like
Exons: 2
Coding region: 1-999 (332 amino acids)
Molecular function (GO): hydrolase activity, acting on ester bonds
Source: RefSeq, a predicted model, not a curated record
AUGGAAGGCGUCAAAUCCUUUGUUGGUCAAAUGUUUGGCAAGUCAUCUGGCCAGACUGCCCAGUCUGGCCGUGGAAUGAGCAAUGGUCGAUUGCUUAUCGAUUUCCUCUGUGACGAUCUUGGUUUGCCUUCUAUUCAAGCAUAUAAGGAUGCUGCUGGUAACUUCACCGCUGGUGUCAACUUUGCAAUAGCAGGAUCAACUUGUCUUUCAGGAGACCUUUUCGCUAGUCACAAAAUCACACACUCCUUAAUGUUUAAACCAAAACCUGAGAGCUCCUUGACUGAAAUAGAUUGGUUCAACAAGUUUCUUCUAAGUGUGGAUUGUAAGGGUAAGGAUGAGGCUCAAUGCAAAGCUCACUUAGGAAACUCCCUUUUCUGGGUUGGUGCUCUUGGCUUGAGUGAUUAUGCACGCAUUUUUGGAUCUUCCAUCUCUGCUAAAUCACUUACAGAAGCGUCUGUGGAUCAUGUUGGCAAAAUUCUUAAGGCAUUGCUUGAAAGAGGUGCAAAGUAUGUUGUGGUUCAAGGGCUUCCACCAGCAGGUUGCUGUCCACUGCAAUUGCUCCUGAACCCACCAAGGGAACGAGACAAUAUGGGAUGUUCAUCAGGCCUUAACGCAGUGAUCCAAGCUCAUAACGAUUUCCUCCAGAAGAAGUUGGGAGAAGUUCGGGCACAGUACAAAGAUGCAGUGAUUGUAUAUGCAGAUACCUGGAAUGCAUACAAAACAGUAUUAGUCAACUAUAAGAAUUUCCAAUUUGAAGAGCCCUUCAAAGCAUGCUGCGGAGCUGGAGGAGGACUGCUCAACUUUGAUUUGCAUUCUCUUUGUGGAUCAACCGGCACCUCUGUCUGUAAGAAUCCUCAGUCCUACAUUAGCUGGGAUGGAAUUCACUUCACUGAAGCUAUGCAUAAACAGCUAGCUCAACUUUUCUUCCACCAAGGCUUCUGCUCCCCAUCGUUUGAUGCUCUGAUUGAAGCCAAGAGUAAGAAUGGUCCUGCUGCUUAGGCUAUUG